Molecule: messenger RNA, 4845 nt
Organism: Hydractinia symbiolongicarpus
Lineage: Eukaryota; Metazoa; Cnidaria; Hydrozoa; Anthoathecata; Hydractiniidae
Exons: 13
Coding region: 114-3608 (1164 amino acids)
Biological process (GO): cell-matrix adhesion
Source: RefSeq, a predicted model, not a curated record
AACAUUGAAUUUUAACUUUACACCUGCUAGAAUCAAAAUCGUUUGUAACAACUAUGCCUGAGAAAUAUUCGCAAAGUUAUUUGAGCGUAAGCUGAUUUAUUAGUUUUGGGAAGAUGAACAUUAUAAUCUUCUUGGCUUUCUUUACUUUCGUUGGCUGUGUCGAGUUUUAUCCAUAUGGAGUCGCUUACAACGACACAGUUGGGGCUAGUUUCCACAGACAAAUUGAAUUUCACUUACAACAAGCUAUGCCACUUUUUAAAGAUCCAGCGAAAAUACUUUUUCUAGAAUUCCAAGGCUCGAUAUCUGUGAAUUACUCCAACCCAGGCAAGCCACUUCGUUCCCAAUACAUUCGUUUGCUGCCGUAUCAAACCGUUUUUGCCGCCACUGAGGGCGUGAUUUAUUAUCGUGAAACUUUCGACGAAAAAAUUCUGAUAAGAGCUUCCGAAGAUGUUGCUAAAUACAGCAACGAAAAUUUUACAGCAACACAAGCUGUUGUAAUCACCUUCUACGGCCUAGGCUUCUACCAAUCAAUGAACACUUACCAAGUGGUUCUAGUAACAGACACUCUUAUUACCUACGCCAUUUUGAUGUACAAGCGUUUGGACGAGCCCGGUGCUGUUGUAGGAUACAAUGACAAGGUUUGCCACUUGGAAUUAUUUUCGUCCCUGAUUUACAGUAAAAGUUUGCAAUUCACUUCGAAUGUUGGUGAGCCAGGAAAACAUGUUAAAUUGUUGACUAACAGAAAUAAAUGCUCUUUGGAUGUGUUUUACAGUCAUGGCAAAAAUCGCAAAAUACUGCCAAAAGGCGACAAGAUUCAAGCGAAUUUUACGUUGAGCAAACCUAUCCCGUUUCUAACAAAAUCCUACGCAACUCUCUUUAUCAGUGUUGAUGGGGCUAUUGGUUUUGAUGAAGCAAUUUCAGUCUAUGGUAUCUUCGGCAACCAAAAUCCAGUCCUGGCAGUUUAUUCUAUGGACUUUGACACAACAAGCGAUGGAACGGUAUACUACGAAGAAACAUUUGAUGAAGGAAUACUCGAGAGAGUAACGAAAGACAUCCAAACAUUUGAAGAUAAUAAUUUCAUUGCUGAGCGGGUAGUGAUGAUAACAUAUUACAACGUUCCAUCACGACGCCAUUUACUCCAGAAAAGUUAUUUCCAGGCUAUUCUAGUCACAAACGAAAAUGAUACGUACCUAAUGGUGUCGUACCAUAAACUGGAGACGCAGGCUAAUUUUGUUGGCUACUUUCACAAGUGUAACACGAAUUAUCUGGCAAUGGGACCAGAUACCAAGCGGCUAGCAGAUUCCACUGUAACUGGUCUUACCGGACAAUAUAUAUUUCCAGUGUCUCCCAUAAAUUGCACAAAAAGAGAUUCUUUGUUUUAUCCACACGGUGAUGAACACGGAGACAAAGACAUACAUGGUGCUGUCAUUGAAUUCAAAGAAACUCUGCCAUUUUUUAACUCAAAACAAUUAAAAGCUGACUUAAAUGGAGAAUUGUUUGGGGAAAAGUAUUCCCUGGAGAACAGCGUCGUACCAACUUUAGCUAUGUACCAAGGCCGAAUGAAUAUACCCGCAUCAUCAACCAUGAAAUAUCGGGUUACAACAGCCUCUUCCGUUUUAUCACGAGCUAAUGAAGAUGUGCGGAAAUUAAGUGGAGACAGUUUUACUGCCACUCAAGCAGCAGUCAUUACAUACGAUAGAAUGCUUCUCGAAGGAUUGGAGUAUGCAUUUAACACGUUUCAAACCGUCCUAGUUGCGAACAACACAGCUAUAUACGCCAUCUUGAUUUACAAACAACUCGACGGUGUCAACUCUAAAAUCGGAUAUAACACUCCUAACUGCAAUUGGACGUUAUAUGAGUACAGUGGAGGAGAGAGCAGAAAAGCAGUCAGCACUUCGAAUAUCGGUGAGAUAGGAAAGCAUGUAAUACAGCUAGAAGAUAAAUGUACUGUCGAUGUACUAUAUCCCUAUGGUAGCCAUCAUGGCGAUCACAUGACGAAAUCCAGUGAAACAAUACCGUUCACUUUGACUGAAAACAUGUUUUUGUUUGGAAAAAUGAGAAAAGAACUUUUUAUAUACAGCAAAGGAUUCGUCUCGUUUACUUCAAACAUCAAUGAUACAGAGUUGUGGCUACCAUAUCCACAGUCUGUAAUUGCUGUGUAUGCAAGCCAUAAACUAAACAUCGCAAUGGGUGGAACAAUAUAUUUUCGUCAAACGGAAGAUCCUGAUGUAUUAUCAAAAGCGAGCGCAGAUGUACAAGCCUACUCUGCUGCAUCAAGUUUCACCGCAGUGAAAGCAUUGGUCGUGACUUUUGAGGAUAUUUCAAAUACACACGGGAACGAUACGAAUACAUUCCAGGUGAUCAUUGCAUCUUCAAACAAUGAGACAUAUUUACUGUUCAACUAUGUCAAAUUGGAAAGUUACGGUGGAAUUGCUGGGUAUACAUAUGCAGGUUGCAGUUGGUCAAAGCUGGGAGAAGAAGCUAGAAUCCACUUGAUUACAUCACUCAAUACAGUUGGAAUCAACGGAAGAAUGGUACGGAAGGUGAUUACGACUUCAUGUAUGCCAACAGCAUUUUAUCCUUAUGGAAAAUAUUACGGAGAUAUUGUGAGGAGUUCCAGCAGCUCAAAAUACCAGACGGUGAACCUUGACAAAGAAAUACCAUUCUUUAAAGAAAAAACCAACAAGUUUUAUGUGGUAAUCAAUGGUUACAUAACAAGAGAGUAUACAACAAGCACAAGUUUAAAUACUUUAAGGCGCAAAAAUAUCGUCAUAAUCUUUCUCAAAUCCUGCUAUCUUGGAAAGACUGGAUCCUUAUUCAUGAGAGAAACGAGUGAUCCUUAUGUUUUAGCGAGAGCAACUGAAGAUAUUAAAAAAUCAAAACUAGACGUUUCAUUCGAAGCAAAUUAUGCGUACAUUGCAACCACUGUGGACAUUUCUUGCAGUCGCUACAAAGCUACGUAUCAACUCAUACUUGCGACGGACGGAAACGAAACAUACGCAAUCAAGAAUUACGUCAAUGUCGGAUUCUCGGGAUAUGUCGGGCACGUGGAACCUGAUUGUAAGCAAGACACGUUUGCUUCUGCAUCUGGGUUUACUCUGAUGACAACGUCAAACACAGGGGUUCCAGGACAACACGUGACUAGAUUAACUGACUUGUUGUGCGGAGCGACAACGCCGUCUCCUCCCACAACAACUACGCCUGCCGUAAUUGAUACAACAAUUCAGCCGGCAACCGAUUUACCAACCAGUCCUACCGAAGAUACGACCACCACAACAAAGACAACGACGACGUCAGCCACGACAACAAAAACGACAUCGAAAGCGGCUACAUUAAACCCAGUAAUAACAGUAAAACCUGUCACAGAGGAAGCAACCACACCGGCAGCCGACUCGGAAGAAUCAAAGCAGGACAAAGCAGUUAUUGGAGGCUCCAUCGCAGGAGCAUUCCUUGCUGUUAUUAUUAUUGUUGCUGCUGUCAUACUUUUGAAACGAAAAAGUGGAAGUAAUGGGGAAAGAAAAGUGGAAAAGAACAACAACGAUGAAGAGCCAGUGGUUUUUCAUAACAAAGCGUAUGAAGCCAGUGAACUCGAGAAGAAUGGAAAAUAAUUAUGGCUACUCUAAACAUAAAAACACGUGCACGUAAAGAAUAAAGCCCGAAAUUCUGGCAAGAAGAUGGUAGCAGGUUUUUUCUCUUCAUCCACGUCUAUUGUGUUAAGUUGGAGGAAUAAAUACAUGGAAAGAAAUACAUAAAUCAAUAUUUGUUUCUCCAAGGUGUUAUCAACAUUCAAGUAAAAGUCGAUGAACAAUUUAUAGCUUUGAGAAAUCUUAUGUUAUGUUAUAAAUUUCACUAAAAAGUUGUAACUCCAAAAAUUUCUGUACAAAGAUGCACAAUUUUAUGUUUCGUCACACAAACUUGCCUUAAUCGUACUCAUUUUUGCGCGUACUAAUUACUAAGAAGGUUGGUUAUCGCACAAAAUACACCUUUUCCGAAUUUUGUAAAUUAUAAUAAUUAUGAAGUCAUCUAAAAUUUUUGAUAAUGGUUCUGUGCUCUUCAAAUAAGGAUAUCGGGAUAGAAUAUUAAAUUAUCAUGACAAAAAGAAAUUUUCAGAGCAAUAUAAUAUUCUGGUUGGAAUUUUUCAGAUUUAAAGAAAGUACUUUGAAAACGAGGCUAUUCUUAGAAAGCUUGGCUAUAUCAUAGAGAAAAUAAUAUCUUUAUGGCUAUAUGAAAGUUUAACCGUAACUUUCAGUACGGAAUUGAGGCACUUAACACACAAAAAUAUUUACAAAAUUAGGUAAUUUGUUUUACCUUUUGCUAAAGAACUUAGAGAUAAGAAUCAUUUUUAGUAUCGACCUCUUUAUUAAGUUUGGCAUAAUUAGGAACUUCGGGAAAGGUCUAUUUGGUAAAUUACAGUUUGUGCGAAAAUUACGGAUGCACAAACGCAUCUGCACUUUUUUUUGCAUAAGAAUAAUUAUUUUGUGUCAAGUCAUAUUGUUUUUAAUGAUCACGUUCACUUUCAUUCAAUUUGAGUCCUAACCAUAAAAGUAUCCUCGUGGAAUUAGAAUUUGAAUAUCUUCCGACGUUUUUUAUAAGAACUUCUGAAUUUCAGCUGGAUGUGAUCAUUUUUUACACUUUUUCCGUCUUAAAUGUUAUUUGUGUUUUUCUGAAAAAGUUUUGAAUUCGAAUUUUAGCAAGAAAUGGGAAAAAUAUGAUCAAAUUUACGGUUGGCGAUUUUACCAUUGAAAAUAAAUAAAUAAAUAAAUAAAGUUAUCUUAUUGUAAAAACACGUUUAUUAGGAAAAAAGAAUAUUUAAAAUGAAUCUAUAAAAGAAAUUCAGGUUGAGUA